GUGAGUUUAUGCUCUGCUAAAUCGUGAGGAACACAAAGAAGUUCGCUUUUCGGCCCAGACGCACGUGGAGCUGCUGUGGUUCAUCUGUGGCCUGGAUGGAUGCGUCGGUGUUUUAUGACAGGGCAAAGGUUUGUGCGACAGGGCAGGCGGAUGUUUGCGCUCAUCAGGAGCAGGAAGACCGAACGCCCGCAGCUGGUGGGAUUCCUGCAUCUUCCAGCAUGUCUUUCAAUGAAGAUCACUCAGAUGAUUUGGCUUUGGAGCUAACAUGUCCCAUAUGCUUACUGCUGUUCAACGAGCCUGUUUCUCUACCUUGUGGUCACAUCUACUGCCUUGCCUGCCUUCAGGCCAUGGGAGAAGGCAUUGACCAGCACAGAUGCCCUGAGUGUCAGGUUGAGUAUCAAGAAACCGAGAGCCUUGGGAGAAACUUCAAGAUGUCCAGCAUCGUAGAAAGGUACAAAGCCUCGCUAGAGAAAACUGUGCAUCCUCCAGACCCUCGUUCUGUGAAAGGUCUAUCAGACACUGGGGAUGAUGGCAGCUUUCCAAAGCCAGGACAAGGUCAAGAAGAUAACGGUGAAAAGGAGACACUGGAUGGAUUUGAAGUGGGAUCUGAGCUCUGUUUAGAUGAGAAUGAAGACACCAAAGCCAACAAUGAAAUGAAAGCACCCAAGUUUAAACUGGCCUCUCAAGUCACAGAGUUGCACCUCAAGUUGGAGAUGGCUGAUGGUGUUUUGAAGAAAGAGAAGGAGCGGGAGUUGGAGGUGACCACAGCCAAUUCCUACCUGAGGGAAACAGCAGCAAACCUGCUGGGACAAAUAAAGGACUUGGUUCAGAGCUAUGGGGAUCAGGUGACGCAGAUGGUUGAGGAAGAGCUGGCUCCAAGUGAGGCUGUGGUACACAGACGAGUCAGUCAAGCGACUGAGGUGACGAAGGAGCUGCGGCAGACUGUGCUCAGAGCAGAGUCCCUGCUGACUGAAGAGGACAAGACUGCCUUUAAUGAAGAACUAUGUAGUUUACAACCACACAUUGUGGAGCUUCUGACAAAACCAGAGCAAGAAGAUCAAGACUGUGCCGAGUCAAGAAUCAACCCUGGACGGGCUUGUUCCAAGUUGGAGAACAUGAACGAUGAGCUGAGGAAAAGUCUGGCCAAGGUUCAGCGCUCCCUUCGCAACAGCCUUAACCCGUCAGAGGUGACGUUUGACCCUCAAACCGCCCACCCUAACCUCGUCCUCUCAGACGACUUGAAAACAGUGACUUUCAGUCCCACCAAGCAGCCCUACCCCUCCUGCCCUCAGAGGUUUACCAGCUUCUUCCAGGUUCUCAGCACUCAAAGCUUCUUUGGCGGUGAACACAGCUGGGAGGUGGAGCUUGAGGGCUCUCCAUGGAUCAUCGGCGUGUGCUGCAGUGAGAAGCUGGCGCGCUGUGGUCUACCAUCUGCCCUGGAGAGCAGCCGCAGCUCCUGGUGUCUGAUGUGGUUCAAUAACCUGCUGACGGCCUUUGAGCAAAGCCACAGCGUGCCCCUGAAGAAGACCACAGUGUCAUGCCGGCUGGAGAUCAAGCUGAGCUUCAAGACUCACCGGCUAAGCUUUUACAACAUCAGCCCCACCACAGGAAAAGCACAUAUCUAUACAUUCAAAGCUAGACUGACUGAACCCGUGCAUGUGGCCUACAGGUUGAUGUCAGGGCAUCCCAAAGCUCGAGUUACUAUUUAUUCAUAGUCAGAACUGGCUGUACACGAAGAACCUUCAGGAAUACUACAGAAAUUAUUUGCUAAGUAAAGAUCCGCUCUUAUAAAAA
This is a messenger RNA of Oryzias latipes (Japanese medaka), 1794 nucleotides long. RefSeq names its product transmembrane protein, adipocyte asscociated 1. Gene Ontology annotation, cellular component: plasma membrane. Gene Ontology annotation, biological process: G protein-coupled receptor signaling pathway. The record is from RefSeq and is a predicted model, not a curated record. Lineage: Eukaryota; Metazoa; Chordata; Actinopteri; Beloniformes; Adrianichthyidae. Gene Ontology annotation, molecular function: G protein-coupled receptor activity.